UGGUGAGGCCAGAAGCGCGGUGGUCAGUAUCGGGCCGCCAGCGCUGUCGACAUGUCCCGCAGGAGUCCCGAGGGCGACGUGAGACUGUCGCGCUCUCACAACCCCUCGCGCCCCUAACGCGCCAAGCGGGAUGGGACCGAAUGUAAACAUAAGCCAUCUAACAUAUUUAUUUGGGCCGAAAUGGCUCAGACGAGAGGACUACUCCUUUUAUUGUUUUGCGCACUCUGCACGGCAAACGGGGACGAUGAGGUAGAGUUCUUUGAUUUUCUAACCGCGGUGAGGAAUAGCGACCUCCCUGAGGGAGUGACGCGAAGCCUCGGCCGCUGUCAAUCGCCGGUAACACAAGAACUCGACUAUUCUGCUUUUAACCUCAAUGAAAAUGCCUCUUUACAUCAACUUGCUGCUGGAAUGUUCUACAACACUUUUCCUGAAGACUUCUCUAUUUUAGCUGUAGUUCGGAUGCCUAUAGGUACAGAACAAAAUCCCGUUUUCGUAUUAUACUCCGAUGCUGGCGACGAACAACUACAAUUGGUGGUGGGUGAUCUCAUAGAGUUAUACUAUGAGGACACGCGGGGAGAGCCAGCUGACCACGAACUAUUAACCUACCAUGUCAACGUUGCUGAUGGAAGGUGGCAUCGUAUAGCACUUAGUAUUAAAGGCGACUCCGUAACUCUUUUAGUAGAUUGUGAAAUAAAAGAAACUAUGCCUUUGGAUCGAAAACCAGGUAGCACGUUCAAUCUUGCCGGUCCCAUAGUAGUUGGUCUUCAAGCCACACCCGAUCAGUAUUAUGAAGGCGACAUAGAACUACUGCAAUUUGCAAAUAAACCAGAUGUUGCAUAUGAGAUGUGUAUUAACAUCGCCCCUGAUUGUGGAUCAGGUUUCGGCUUCAUACAUCAAGCACCCAGUAACAAUAUAUUUACAACAGGAAGGGAACCAGUUUUUAAACCUAUAGCUUACGAUAGAACAACGCCAAUAGACGUUGAUCCCACCACAGAUGAUCCAAGACGUUAUGAUAUCGGUAGAAACCGAUUUCCAGACCUGAAUCAAACUGACAAUAAUCUUUGGGCUAUGGCUGGUAGAGAUCUCACAACCGUCAGAGGAACUUGGCAAAUUACAGACUCUUAUAACGCAGUCACUGAACAACAUAUGCCUUUGACUGAUUCUGAUGAAAACAGCAUUUUCGGAAGAUUUACAGAUGAUCAAGAAUAUUUAACCGCUUUAACUGGUGCUCCAGAUUACACUGUCCCGAUUGCCAUUGGUUUCUCAUCACCUGGAUUACAAGAAACUACCACACCCAGGGACGUACCGCGCGUUACGCGAGAGGAUGUUGAUCCGGAAGUGGAGCUCGUAACCACAGAGGCGUCGUACACCCCUAUCACAACCACUGAGGAUACAGAUUGGCUCACGCAUCCGCCCGACGUAGGCGAGGGUAACUCGUCGUCAUACGAUUCGUCAGAGACUUAUUAUGACUAUGGGACUUCAAGUACAUAUUUGGGCCCUAGAGGGUACCCUGGGCCGCCGGGCCCACAAGGUCCCCGAGGACCUAAAGGAGAUCCAGGAAAACCCGGAUUAGAGGGACAACAAGGAUUUGCAGGCCCCCCAGGACAUGUUUUUGUCGUACCUUUGCAACAAUCAGGAAAUGACAAAGGACCUGAUGCACAAUCCGAAGCGCUACGUCAAAUGUUAUCACAACAUAUGAAUGCUAUGCGCGGUGCGGAAGGACCAAUGGGUUUAACGGGUCCACCAGGACCUGAGGGAGAGACCGGUGCAGAAGGUCCUAAAGGCGAACAAGGGGAACAAGGAGAACCGGGCCCACCAGGACCGAGAGGUCUACAAGGCCUUCCAGGUCGGGUUGGGCGCCGUGGACACGCAGGUAGAGAUGGUGAAAGAGGUUCUACUGGCGUCUCUGGUCCUAAAGGAGAACAAGGUUAUCCGGGCGUACCAGGCAUGCCCGGAGAUAAGGGGGAGAGGGGUAUUCCGGGAUUACAAGGGGAAGUCGGUUCCCCUGGACAAGACGGUCCUCCAGGGGACGAUGGACCACCGGGCCCACCUGGACACCCUGGAGAACUGGGACCCAGAGGUUUUAUGGGACCUAGAGGAUUCCCAGGAUUAAUUGGAUACCCAGGAAUACCGGGCACUGAAGGUCCACAAGGAACAAAAGGAGCAACUGGCCAGCCUGGCCCAUCGGGCCCACAGGGCCAACCCGGGGCAAUGGGGCCGACAGGCGCUCCAGGACCCCAAGGACCCAUUGGCGCUCCGGGAAUACAGGGUCCUCAAGGAAAACCAGGGAUUUCUGGGCUGCCAGGGCCUGAAGGAGUGCCCGGUACUCCAGGUAACCCUGGACAACAAGGUUCCCCAGGUGAAGUAGGACCACAGGGGCCGCAGGGAAUGUUAGGCUUUCCUGGCAUGAGAGGUUUAAAAGGAGACGAAGGACCGCGAGGUCUGCCUGGUGACAAAGGAGACAAAGGAAUAAGAGGCAUUGAAGGAGAAAAGGGUGAAAUGGGACCAAAAGGUGAACGAGGAUUGCCUGGUGAACCAGGGCCUUCAGGAAAUGAAGGGCCUGAAGGACAAAAGGGUGCUGAAGGUCCACGCGGGGAAACUGGAACUUCCGGUCCCACAGGGGAAAAAGGAGCUAUCGGGCCACCAGGUCUUCAAGGGUAUCCUGGUAGUCAGGGUGAAAAGGGAGACAAGGGUGCUUCGGGUAGACGAGGCCGAAGGGGCAAUAAGGGAAUAAUGGGACUAGUAGGAACACCAGGAGACCGAGGCGAAAUGGGACCCCGAGGGUAUAGAGGACCUCGCGGUCGGCGUGGUUCAGAUGGAGCGCCAGGACCCAAAGGUGAUACAGGGCAACCAGGUCCACCAGGGUCUAUAGGAGAGAGAGGUCCUCAAGGAGUCGAAGGUGUUCGAGGUUAUCCAGGGGCUAUUGGGCCCCCUGGUGCAGAUGGGAAACCCGGCUUACCCGGACCUGUAGGAGAACGUGGCCCUACGGGGGAACAAGGUGCUAUUGGGCCAGUUGGUCCUGCGGGAGCUGUUGGACCACAAGGACCUAACGGUGAACCAGGUCCACCUGGACCACCAGGUGCUUCGGGUAUUCCAGGAACACCAGGUGAUAUAGGCGCUCCAGGUGAAGUUGGAAAAGAAGGGCCACCUGGCCCACCAGGGCCUGAAGGCAAACCGGGACCCGUUGGAUCAUCUGGCCCGCAAGGACAUCAUGGAGAACCAGGAUUACCGGGAGCUGCAGGAACUCCGGGAAGUAAAGGUGAUAUGGGUCCAACGGGUCCUCCUGGUUUAAGAGGUGAUAAAGGAGAACCAGGUGAUCCUGGUCGUGAAGGACCGCAAGGACUUCAAGGCCGCGAGGGCCCUCCAGGUCCUCCAGGUCCCGGAGGUCAAAAAGGAGAAAUUGGUGAACCUGGCGCAGUUGGCCCCAUUGGACGCGAUGGCUUAACCGGACCUAGAGGUUUACCUGGCGCACCUGGACCAGUCGGUCCACCUGGAGAAGAUGGAGACAAAGGAGAAGCUGGACCACCUGGUGAGAAAGGUUUUAAAGGAGCGUCGGGAGAACCCGGACCACCUGGCGCACCAGGUGUUCAAGGGCUGCGAGGCGAAAUUGGCCCAGUUGGUUUACCAGGAGAAAAAGGCCCUCCCGGCGAUAGUGGUACUCCUGGACCUCCGGGCACAGAUGGAGUUCGAGGCCCACCGGGACCUACAGGGCCCGCUGGAGCACAGGGAAUGAAAGGGCAACAAGGAUUAAAAGGAGAUAUGGGAGACACUGGACCGAUUGGGCCGGUAGGGCCAGCUGGCCCAGCAGGUCCACCGGGACACAGAGGAUCCAAAGGCGUUCAAGGAGAACCGGGACCCAGAGGAGCAGAGGGACAACAUGGAGACAUUGGCAGCCCUGGAAUACCAGGAUUACCGGGGCCACAGGGGCCUGAAGGAAAACUUGGACCUAGGGGACCCACUGGUCCCAAAGGAGAUGAUGGAGCUUCUGGAUUACAAGGAGAACCAGGGCCAAAAGGUCUUCCUGGACCGGAAGGUCCAAAAGGCGAAGCUGGUCCUGCAGGUUUGCCAGGAGAACGAGGAGAACCUGGACCCCAAGGAAUAAAAGGCGAGCCUGGAGUAGAUGGUCCGGAAGGAAGUACAGGACAACCAGGGCCAUCAGGACCUGUCGGUUUACCAGGAAAACCAGGCGAAUCUGGGAUGCCUGGCAGCCCAGGUACAGAAGGGCCUGCAGGCCUUCAAGGCAGCCCUGGCCUACCAGGAGAAAAGGGAGACAUGGGUCCAAAGGGAGCACCUGGUGAAAUGGGACCAACUGGCCCCGCUGGGCAACCGGGUCCUGAAGGCCAACGUGGAAUUCGAGGACCACCAGGAACCAGCGGCGAGACAGGGGCUCCUGGAGUGAUGGGACCAGCAGGGCCCCCAGGCAAAGCUGGCCCUAUUGGCUCACAAGGCAUUAGAGGCGAAAAGGGCAACAGGGGACCUAAAGGGCACAUUGGCGAUACAGGACCAAUGGGAAUAAAGGGUGACCAGGGCGAAGUUGGUAAGCCAGGUCCACCAGGGCCAGCAGGACCUAUGGGCCCUAAAGGCGAUUUGGGUCCCGCAGGGGGUCUAGGGCCUAAAGGAGAUGCGGGACCAAUCGGCCUGCUUGGCCCAGAAGGCCCGAUAGGAAAUAAAGGUGACCCAGGACCCGAAGGUAGACCAGGCCUACCAGGUCCACCAGGCGCUCCUGGGCCACCAGGACCUCCUGCACCUCCACCUCAGAUACCACAAGAACUGUACUCUUCCUAUAGACGACGCCGUAGCAUAGAUGCAUCGUCCUCUAUGGAAUCUGCAACUGAAGACAUCUUUGAUGAAGACGAAGAGGUAGGUUGGAUGAAAGACAUCAUGGCAGGAGUGAUAGCUGCACAAAGCGCAUUAGAAGCGGCCAAGCGACCACGCGGCAGUCGGAAUAAUCCCGCGCUCUCAUGCCGUGACUUGCGCACUUCACACCCUAAUAUGACAGAUGGUCAUUAUUGGAUUGAUGCACGCGGAGGAAGUGGCAUCGGGCGUCCAAUAAGAGUGUACUGCAAAAACUAUAGCACCUGCUUAUACUCGGACGUCACGCAGCCCGGCGUAUACAACAACGAUAACACUAUGCAUAGGUUCUCCCAGAUGAACAAUGGAUUCCGUAUAACAUACGAAGCAGAAUCGGCUGGAUCCAUACAGUUACGAUUUUUAAGACUACUUUCAAACGGCGCCAGGCAAAAUUUUACCUACUCCUGUAUCAACACAAAAUUACCACAAAGAUCCGAUAUUCCUGCCGAUUUAAUUAGAGAGAGGAACCUAAGGAUAUUUGGUUUUAGUUCAACAGAAUUCAGAGAACCACAAAUAGUCAAAGAUGACUGCAAGGAAGGAUCAGGGGAGAUAACAUUAGAGAUCAAAACCUCUCGGACCGACAGACUGCCCAUAACGGACUUUCAACCAUUAUCCUUUGUGGACGCAGAACAUCAGUUCACAUUCACAGUGGGACCAGUGUGUUUCACAUAACACUAGUUUUACUUACUUUAAGAUCGUGAUAUACUUUUUUAAGGAUUAUUUAUAUUAUGUACUUAAGAGCGGACCUUUGUAAAUAUGUAAAUAAAUGUUGUGGCGAUAAAUC
This is a messenger RNA of Manduca sexta (tobacco hornworm), 5635 nucleotides long. RefSeq names its product collagen alpha-1(I) chain. Gene Ontology annotation, molecular function: extracellular matrix structural constituent. Lineage: Eukaryota; Metazoa; Arthropoda; Insecta; Lepidoptera; Sphingidae. The record is from RefSeq and is a predicted model, not a curated record.